Molecule: messenger RNA, 549 nt
Organism: Parnassius mnemosyne (clouded apollo)
Lineage: Eukaryota; Metazoa; Arthropoda; Insecta; Lepidoptera; Papilionidae
Source: the annotation of a GenBank genome assembly
AUGAUCCCAGGAGAGCACAUGGGUGUGGCUGGACUGCCACAUCUUAGUAACUCCCACUGCGUUGUUUGCCAUGUGGAGAAGUAUGGUCUCUACCUUAUCUCUGCGUACUUUAAGUACAGCGACUCAAUCGACCAACAUCUCCAACACCUAGAGACCAUACUUGACCAGUUAAAGGGCAAGCGCGUUGUCAUCGGAGUUAAUAGCAACGCGCACUCGCCGCUCUGGUACAGUGACAGAGCACAAAUAGUGGGAAGAGGAAAUGAAGCAGAGCAUCGCAGGAGGAUGAUGGAGAACUUCAUCAUGUCGCGAGGGCUCACUCUGGCCAAUGUGGAGGGACAACCGCCCACGUUCGCUGGAGCCAUGGGUGAGUCAAAAAUCGACCUAACCCUCGGGGCGAGAGGUGUCAACGCAUCAGGAUGGCGAGUGCUGGAUUGCACCAGCAUGAGCGACCAUCGUCUCACCACGUUCAAGGUUGCGAGAGAGCGUCAUGUGGAGCUUGCGUGGCCGGUGGAGGUGUCUGUCCGUUUUCGGGACCGGGAGGUUGACUGA